Pristis pectinata (smalltooth sawfish) is the source of this 8101-nucleotide messenger RNA. It is a transcript of the gene cdk6, whose product is annotated as cyclin-dependent kinase 6. Lineage: Eukaryota; Metazoa; Chordata; Chondrichthyes; Rhinopristiformes; Pristidae. Gene Ontology annotation, biological process: regulation of gene expression; regulation of G2/M transition of mitotic cell cycle; protein phosphorylation. Gene Ontology annotation, cellular component: cytoplasm; nucleus; cyclin-dependent protein kinase holoenzyme complex. The record is from RefSeq and is a predicted model, not a curated record. Gene Ontology annotation, molecular function: ATP binding; cyclin binding; cyclin-dependent protein serine/threonine kinase activity.
CUUUUGUUACCGAUCGUUCGCGCGGGUUGUAAACCAGUUACUUUCACAUCACUUUCGAGGGCAAAGGGGCAAAAUCUCCCUCAAGGACUUGGCGUAGUGGCUGGCGGUGUGGAAGGGACACCAUGAACUAGAGGCAGCAGCAUGUGAGAGGCGCGCUCUCCGCCACUAUGUGACCAGUGCGGAGACCCAGCCCGGUGGUUCCCGUCCCUGUGUGUCAGACAGCGAGGGGCUCCGCCAUGGACGCCAAGGAGGGCAGUUUCUCGGAGCGCUAUGAGCCGGUGGCCGAGAUCGGGGAGGGGGCGUACGGCAAGGUCUACAAGGCCAGAGACAGGAAGAACGAAGGUCGCUUCGUGGCUCUGAAGAAAGUGCGAGUGCAAACGGGCGAGGAGGGGAUGCCUCUGUCUACCAUCCGGGAGGUUGCCGUGCUCAGACAACUCGAGUCGUUCGAGCAUCCCAACGUGGUCAGGUUGUUUGAUGUUUGCACCGUGUCUCGAACAGACAGGGAGACAAAAAUUGACUCUCGUUUUGAACACGUCGAUCAAGAUUUGACUACCUAUUUGGAGAAAGCCCCAGAGCCAGGAGUGCCGGAAACAAUAAAGGAUAUGAUGUUCCAGCUUCUCCGAGGAUUAGACUUCCUUCAUUCACACCGUGUGGUUCAUCGAGACUUGAAGCCCCAAAAUAUACUUGUAACCAGCAGUGGCCAAAUCAAGCUAGCUGAUUUUGGCUUGGCUCGUAUCUAUAGUUUCCAGAUGGCACUUACCUCUGUGGUUGUCACUUUGUGGUACCGGGCACCGGAAGUUCUGCUGCAGUCUAGUUACGCAACACCAGUUGACCUAUGGAGUGUCGGCUGUAUAUUUGCAGAAAUGUUCCGUCGACGUGUCCUCUUUCGUGGUAAUUCAGAUGUUGAUCAAUUAGGAAAAAUCUUUGAUGUACUUGGUCUUCCAAGUGAGGACGACUGGCCAAAAGAUGUGGCCCUGCCAAAAAAUGCAUUUUCUACGAGAUCACCACAACCCAUACAGGACUUUGUACCAGAGAUAAAUGAACCAGGGAAAGACCUGCUGCUGAAAUUUCUAACUUUUAAUCCAGAAAAGAGAAUAUCUGCCUUCAAUGCACUGUCCCACCAGUAUUUUAUGGACCAUGAGAAAUACACUGAGAAUCAGAACUUGUCUCUAUCUCCAAACCAGUCUUCUUCUGAAGUGAACACAGCUUAACAUCUUCGUGUUGUUUUGUUCCUGAAAGGAUUACUUGACAAAUCAAAUAUUUUGCAAUACAGCAAUAUCUCCUCCGUAUGCUGCUUUUGAAACAUUUCUCCAGUUUGUGCUUUCUUGACUUAAUGCCCCACGAUCCUACUUUUGAAAACAAUGCAAAAUCUGUUGCAGUUUCUGCACCAUCCUACUCACUGUCCACCUUCACCUCUGGGAAAAUUCUGGACUUGAGUAGCGGCUGCAAGUGCUGCAAUUUUGUUUCCUGAAUGUGGAAUGCUGCAAAGGUGAAAUGGAACACCGAGUACGUUCACUGCCAGACCUGUCAGUUUUAUGUAACCAGCUGCUACGGCCAGAAUCCAAACUUUAAAACAAAAUGUUACUAAUUUCCAAAACUGACAAUGUUCUUUGAACAAGUGAAAAGGAUUACUUCUGCCAAUGUCCAUGAUACUGUGAAUACAUUGAAUAAUCUUCAAUAUCAACAAAUUUAGCAAGAAGUUGAAAAAUCCAUUGGUCACUUUCGUGGCAUUAUUGAGAAGAAGACAUUUUGGAGCAAGUUAUUUAAAGAAAAAUCAAAAAAAAUGCAUCGCAUUUUCUUCAUGAGAAAGAAUGCUAUAUAAAUUCAGCGCUACCUUUCUGCUAUUCUGGAAUUGUUGCUUGUUGUCAAUGGUAUUUUUUAUAUUUGUGUCAACAGAAGAGAGAUCAUUGCUACAUAAAAUUUAUAUCUCUAGAAUUAUCAAAAACCCUAGAGUUAUCAAAAUCUUAACACAUAUCAAAAUAUUUUCUUUGCAAAGUGAGAAAGCUAAUGAACGGAAGAUGCUUUGCAAAACUUACGGCAACACUCCUGUCUAGUGCUUGCAAAACAUUAAAUCUCCAUUGUUAGGAAGUCAUAUCUGUUCAAUUUAGGUUUGCCAACAAUUGCUAAAUCCAAAACCAGGUGAUUAGGUUUAGAAACAGGUUUAGGGUGAUCCAAUCUAUUUUCUAAUCAGUUAAUGAAAAUCAUUACAGGCCUGAACGAGCUUGAUAUCUGCUACCUUCAGAUAAAAACACAAAAAUAAGUUGAAGAAAAUUAAUUUUGGUUGUAAAUGAAUGAGUGUUUUUGACCAGUUUACACUUUGGAAACUGUCUGAAGCUCCCAGGAUAAAGUAUUUGUUCAUGGAAAACUGGGUGUGCAUCUUCCAAAGUGAAGCUGCAGUCUUACGGAUGAUUUGCUAAGCAGCAUCACUGCUGAAACAUUGCAGUGUAAUACAGCACUGAUGAAAUGACGGAAUCGAAUACUUAAUGACUUUUUUACCAUCAAUUCUGUAGUGAGUCAGCGUGAAAAAACCACCCGCUUAAGAGUGACUCUGGUAGUCUCAGAUUUGCAUUCUUAUAUUUUUAUAUAUAUGUGGUGAUAAUUUAAAGCAGAUUAAGACAAUAGAAAUGCUGGAAAAACUCAGCAGACCAAGCAGCAUCUAUGAAAGAGAGACAUAGUUUGAUAACAGCAGGAUGAGAGGUAAUCAACUUGAAACAUUAACUCUGUUUCACUGUCCACGUACUGCCUGAUCUUCUGAGUACUUUCAGCAUUCUUAGUUUUAUUUGGGCCUCCAGCAAUUUGCUUUCAGAUUGGGACAUUAUUGGUCUCAAAUUGUAACUAAUAUCUGUAUUUUUCUUGAAGGAAGAUUUUACUAUGUGAUCAUUGAUGGAUGGCUUCACUUGUGAAUGAACUGUGUGUAAGUAGCAUUUGUUACCAUUGAAACUCUGCAUUUUACGAAAGCUGAACAAUGGUGAGAUUGGCUCAGAUUCUGUGGUCAACGGUGAAAAGAAAGCUUCCUAGAAGGAGCUGGCGAUCUCUGUGGUGUGGAUUUCACGUUGCCCAACAGCAGCUGCUACCAAGCAUCAGCUUCAGGGGGUCUCUGGCAUCCAACUACAGUGACGUCUCCAAGCCGGCUAAGUACUUACUCACACUGAAGAACUGUCGCAAACUGCAAACCAGGAAUUAAAAAGCACUAAUCUUUUAACCAACUUUUUAAACAGUUUACUAAGAGUGAUAUUUAGAUAGAAACUGAAAUAUCUCGAAUAAACUUUUUAGAAACAAAAUAAAUUUUUAUUAUUAUUUUAAAAAGCAGGAAAUAGUUAACUGAGGGAAUGACAAUCCACACAAGCUACUCUUAAGGGCCAGAGAGGUAGAUAGGCAAUCUUUAUGACUUAAUACACAUUAACACUGCUGCUCCUUGAGUAGCAGAGCAUAACUUUUUCAGGUAUUUUUUAGGGUGAAAAUGGUUGGAAGUAUCUGGUUCUCACUUACUGAUUUCUACCAAUUAUGCUGGAGGAGAUUUCAAAUGGUAGAUCCUUAACAGAAACAGGGAACCACUGACAAUGAAAUCUGAAUUUCCUCAUUUAACUGGACACGUGCUUACUCCAGAAAUGUCAGGAAUAUUUCCUCCAUUAUAAUGGUGAACAAUGAUACCACACUUUUGUUUUCUUUGCAAAUAUGAUGCUGAUGAAUUUAAUGAUUUAUUAUGAAUAAGGGGGUAAACAUGGUAAAGGAACUUAAUAUUACAAGGGAUUUAUAUAUAAACAAGUUGUAUUAUUAGUUAUGGUGCUUUAGUGACAGAUAAAUAGCAGAGUUGCAAUGUUGACUGGAAUAUGUGUUAGGAUUGAGUUCAGUAUGGAUUGAGGUACAUCUCUGACUUCAAUAAGUAGCAUGUAAAUAUACAUGUCCAUACCAAUGAACAUCAUUCACCAAUUCAGUAUGUAAAUAUUGUCAAAAAUGCCACAAAAUAAACAGGAAAAUUCUUGAUCUGUCUUUUAAAAAUAUUAAAUUAAGGUUAUAAACUUCCUGGCAUAAAGUUUGUAAAAACAUAACUGUGUGAUACAAUUCCACAGCAACUAAUCUGCCAAUGGUGCUUUUAGAUAAUAUUUUUAUCCAUAAAGACAGCCCACAGGCUCUAUUUUCUGAAAUGGCUGAGGUGAAUUUCUAGCAAAAAAAUCUUUCCGUUUGUGCAUUUUGGUUUUCAUUUGAUUUCAAGUAAAUCUAAACAAAACUCAUCACAGUACUACAAUUCUUAAUAACUAUGAUACUAUCUCCAGCAGCAACAGAAAUAGUGGGGAAACAGGUGGUUCAACAAAAACAGACAGGUAAAUAAUAAGUCAAAAGAAAAACAAGGGGAAAUCUAUCACUUGUUUAAGAAAGAGCAGUUGUGCUCUUUAAACAAAAAACAUCAAUUAAAGUUUUUUGCUUUUAAAGCUCUUCUGGUAUGCAAAUACAUUUUCAUUCAAGGGAAUAAAGCAAUCUCUAAUAUAGCAAAAUGCAAGUGGAAAACUAUUGCUCCUAACAGUUGUUAAGUUUAAUUUUUCUGUUGAGUGCAGUUCCACAGAACUCUCCUGUGUGGCUCUCCUUUCACCAAAAGGAUCUCACCUAUCCCAAGCUAAGCUCCACUUUUGGAGAGGAAAAGAUAUCACCCUAAUUGCAAUUCCAUACUCUAAGCUGUUUUUUUACUUUUAAAAUAGAUAAUAAUACAGUCCAACGCUCAAUAACAAUUACAGUACUGUGUCAAGGAGGUGCUUAAUUAUUGACAUACAGGAGCUGGUAUUUCUAAAUAAAUUUCCUAGAAACUAAUUAUAGUUGUAGAGGUCCCAGUGCAACAAAACAAAAAAAAGUUCUAGUUAUAUGUGGAAUCUCCUUUCUUGUAAAUUAAUUUAUGCUUCAAAUUUCUUCAGCUGGGUAUCCAUGCAAAAUCUCCAUUUUCCAGAUUUUGUAGGUUUUUGCCCAAUUGGGGGUUCAAGUGCUAAACACAUCCACUGAGUGCUUCAGUAGUCAGUGAAAUUCGCCAUCUAUGCUUCACAAUGUGGCCAUUUAGAAAUACAUCACUAUUAAGUUUGUAGUUAUGUAGUUAAGGCUGCAGACAGUCACAGAUAUUACAUUGUGUAUAUUAAUACUGGAUCUUGAUUGUCCAUCCCUGAAAUUAUUUCACAUUAUGUACUCAUUACUUGUAUGUAAGACUUAGCACGUCAAGCAAAAUCAACUUUGUAACCUAUAAACUGCAUAAAUAUCGGAAGUUUUAUAUACUACCUUUAAAUCUGGGUUAAUCAGUAGAUCAUAGUAGUGUCUCAGUAAAUGUCUGUCCAAAUAAUGUAAAUAAUGCUGUACUGUAUAAAAUAAAAUUAAUAGUUCAAGGCAAGAAAUACAAUGUCACAGCUAUAGCGAAUGAACAUCAAGGCACAUGCUCUUCUCAACAAAUUUGUAAAAGUGUUUAUCAACCUACAGAUUCAGGAUAGAGAACAACUAUGUGUAAUUUUCAGUGCAAUGGUAUUUAAGCUGAACUGAUGUAAUCUUGCAUUCAGAGUAGAUUUUAUUCUGUAUGUACUGUACAAAUUUUAAUCACACCUUUAUAAUAUUGAAUAUGGCUAUUGAAAGACUAUUUCGAGCACAUUACAGUGACUCAGAUAUCUGAGGACAUUUUAUAUCCCUGAAUUAAUUUGCUGUGCAGUGGUUUGUAUUCAUUAAUGUCUUGCAAUUUUUCUCAGACAUUAAUCAUGUCAGUUCAUUGAGAUUGUUGUAAAUGCGAAUGAAGUGAUAAAGAUGUUGUUUUGCUUUUUCUGUCUAUGGAUGAUAUUUCCAAAAUUUUAAAGAUAAGGAGCAAGUAUAUAUAUGAAAGGCAAUUUAUUCAAAAAUAACAGACAGAAGAUUUGUUAGAGCUAUCCACUUUUUAUCUCACAGCAAUGAUAACAAAAUACUGCAACUAUUUAGUUGCUGAUAUUUAAGCUUAAAUCUAAAUAGAUUUUUCAAUUGUUUAAGAUAAGUGUUUUUAAUAUGUCUCACAUAAUGAAAGUUUUUUUUUAUUGUAUUGUUAGCUGUAGCUCAAUUGUUAGCACACUGUCAGAAAGUUCCAGAUUCAAGACCCAUUGCAGAACUUUGGCAUGAAAUCUAGGCUGCUGCUCCCAUGCAGUAGCAGGAGACCAAUGUACUGUGAACACUGCAGCUCCCACGCAGUUCCAUUCCUGUUCAGUUUUCUCUAAUGAACCCUUGCUUACCCUCUCAAGUGAACAUUAAGAUCUUCUGGCACUUCUUUGAAAUGAAGCAGUGGAGUCAUAUCUGAUGUCCUACCUGGUAUUCACCCUUCACUCAGUGUUAAAAGGGGAAGAUGAUUUGGCCAUUAUCACUUUUGCCAUUUGUGGAAAUGUUCUAUGGCUGCAUUUCCAAAGUACUUCAUGAGCUAUAAGCCUUUCAUGAUAUCCUGUUACGUGCCUUAUUAAUUGAAUGCCUUAUUUUAAGCUUUAGUGGAGGUAGAACACAGCGGCACCUACUGUCUCAAGAAGAUCUAAAUGAAGAACAUGUAAACUGCUCAAAUGUAAUGCAAAUGCAGACACUUAGAUUCCCACAGCUAACGACCUAGCUAGUUAAAACAAUAAGAAUUGUUUUAUCUUCCGUGUCAUUUUAAUCUUGAACAAUGGGAAAGCCAGUUAAUAAAAGAGACAAAUGAUCAAACUUUAAGAGAAAAAUCAUAACGUUCAGGAAAUACGCAGCUCCUCCACACACAUAGUUUGAUAUUGAGAGAGAGAGGGGGAGAGAGAGGAGAGAGAGAGAGAGAGGAAAAGAGAGACAGAGAGAAUGUGAUAGAAGAAAAUUGAGAACAUGUGUCAAAACAAAACAAGGUGUAUUGUGUGAUGACUGGGAAGGUGCAGAAAUUGUGGGAAUCACUGACAGCUGAAAGGAAAUGAGAAUUAAAAUUAAACCACGUUAGCAUUACAGGAACCUAUGAGUUCAAGGCAUUUGUAGAAAAAAAGUGCGAGAUAUAAUGGCAAAUGGUUAAGAGUUUGUAGUGACAACAGCAGAACUCCGCCAGACAAACAGAAACUGAUAAGUGAUGCAUAUUCCAUUAGCAAAAAAAAGAAGAAAAAUUGGUUAACAUUUUAUAAGUUCAACUCAGCACCAUUUGAUAGAAUCAGAAGUUGCUGAAUUAUCAAAGGGGGUGUUUGAAAUUGUUUGACAAUAUCCAGAAGGCUAGAUUUUAAGUACUCUACUAAAUUGAAAGCAGAUUAAAAAUAUAGAACAUAACUGUUUAAUUGAAUUUAUUGGGACCUUGCAGAAUUGAGUCAAUAUGUGAUCUGAACCAUCGUUAUUCUUAGUAAAGCAACACAGCUCAGUGUGUACCUGUUUGAGUGUUUUAAGUGGGCUCAAUAUAAUUUAAGAGAAGAGAUUGGGUAUGACAGGAUAAUUUGAUGGUUCAUGUGAAGUGAUGCACGGAUUUGAAUAGUGGCUGGCUGUGUGCUGCUUUAGUGAUUUGGGAUUAAUAUUUUGUAAUAAUAAAUGGAGCCUUAAAACAAUUUUACCAGAUGGUUCAAUGGUGCUGUAAGAAUAGUUGAAACAAUUCGAUCACAACAUGAGGCCCUGCAGUUAGAUUCAGUUUCCAUGGAUUAGAAAAAGUGGAAAUUGGCUAGGAAUCCCUGCUUCUCAAUAUGAUCUCAUCAAUGUAAUCACUUAAGUGAGAAAUCAAAGAGAGGGCAGCACCUGCAAAGUUGCAACCAGCAAAAUGAGAAACCUAUUUUAAACACAUUACCAUGGUUAACAUUAGUUAAUGAUGCAUACAAGCAUUUAAAAAGAUCUGCAUAUCCACCAAGGAAAUCGCAUUAGGUCUCCAUGUCUGACUCAUGAUCUAAUGUCUAGGCAUAGAAAUUAGGUUUACAAUUUUCCUUAUCAAAACUACACCAGAUAUAAGGCAACAUCACUAUAUUUAAAUGCAUUUUUCUUUCUUUAAUCUGAGUUUAUUCUCCAGAAUGCUAUGUAGGUACAUUGAAAUCAGAAAUUUCUGAAUUUAACGAGGAUGGAAGAAUGCCUAUUGUUUUCCCUUUUCCUCCAAAGCUCGUUACACUAGCCAGCCCCUUCUCCUCCUCCCUGGCUUAGGCACCAACCUUGG